This is a messenger RNA of Letharia columbiana, 189 nucleotides long. RefSeq lists its product as uncharacterized. The transcript has 2 exons. The coding region runs from base 1 to 189 and encodes 62 amino acids. The record is from RefSeq and is a predicted model, not a curated record. NCBI's taxonomy places the organism in Eukaryota, Fungi, Ascomycota, Lecanoromycetes, Lecanorales, Parmeliaceae.
AUGAGCACGAUUCCCAGACGAAGAUUCCCCUCGAUCCAGCGCUCGGGACGGAAGGCUUCGGCGUCGGAUCCCCAGAUGCUGGUAUCGCGCUGCAUGAUGCCGAAGUGGGAGUCAACGUGGGUGCCGGGGAGGACGAGGAUGGGGGAGGAACCAUCAGGUCCGCCGCCAAGAGGGAGGGUGGUGGUGUGA